Messenger RNA from Grus americana (Whooping crane), 1482 nucleotides. RefSeq names its product phospholipid phosphatase 5 (gene PLPP5). NCBI's taxonomy places the organism in Eukaryota, Metazoa, Chordata, Aves, Gruiformes, Gruidae. Gene Ontology annotation, molecular function: phosphatidate phosphatase activity. Gene Ontology annotation, biological process: phospholipid metabolic process. The transcript has 8 exons. Bases 35 to 838 code for a protein of 267 amino acids. The record is from RefSeq and is a predicted model, not a curated record.
UCGGCGGAGCGGGGCGGAGCGGAGCGGGGCGGCCAUGCGGCGGGCGGGCGGCGCGGCGGAGCUGGCGGCGGAGGCGGCGGUGCGGGCCGUGCUGCUGGCCGCCUUCGUGAUGAUGGAGUUUUUGCCUCCGUUUCAGCGCGUGGUACAGCCCGAAGAGAUGUGGCUCUAUAGAAACCCGUACGUGGAAGUGGAUCACGUACCCACAGUACCUAUGUUUUUCAUCGCAUUUCUGUCUCCCUUACUGCUCAUUGUCCUGGCAAGGGUGUUCAUGAAUGCUGACCGAGAAGACACGCGAGAAGCCUGCCUCGCUGCCAGCCUUGCUCUCGCCCUGAACGGGGUUUUUACAAACGCCCUGAAGCUUGUUGUGGGGAGGCCGAGGCCGGACUUCUUCUAUCGAUGCUUCCCAGACGGACGAGCGAACGCGGAGCUGGUGUGCACAGGUGACCCUGGCAUAGUGACCGAGGGACGCAAAAGCUUCCCCAGCGGACACGCUUCCUUCGCCUUCGCUGGUCUCGCCUUCUCUGCCUUCUACAUAGCCGGGAAGCUGCGCUGCUUCACUCCCGGCCGGGGCGGCAGGGCUCUGCGGCUCUGCGCCUUCCUCCUCCCGCUCUUCCUCGCCACCCUCAUCGCCGUGUCCCGCACCUGCGACUACAAGCACCACUGGCAAGAUGUGUUGGUUGGCUCAGCGAUGGGCUUCGUGCUCGCGUACCUCUGCUACAGGCAGUAUUACCCUCCUCUGAUGGACUCCAUGUGCCACAAACCGUUUCUGUACAAAUCCAAACAACUGCCAGCGCACCAAGAAAAGCCUGCAGCUUCCAGCUUUCACCUAGAUAUUUAGCGACGGGCUCUGUCCUGCCAGCACCUUUCCUGCUGCUCCUUGAGCGCCGGGGCAGGGGAAGGCUUUGGGGAGGUCGGUUGUGAGAAGCGACUCAAAUGAGGAUGAACCUGAAACCCAGCUGGUGUUCUGCUUUAAUACGGUUGUAAAGAGAUGACAAUCAGCAGAAAAUGAAAUGGUGUCUGACAGCAUCCCUUCAGAGGUGCUUGUUUCCCUACACCACGGUUGGUUUUCUCAGACAAUGGAAGGGUAGAGAAACCCAAGGCACAGCUCUACGGAGGACUCCUGUAAGUAGUUAUUUGUCACUAGUCUCCUCCGUAGAUACGUGUGUUCUUGACCAAGUCUAUGUUCCUGCGAACAGCAAAGGUGAGGCUGUAGCAGAGCACGUGUGCCCCUGCCAAGCUCAGGACGUGACAGUAAUGAAAAUGCCACCCCGUCGUCUUCAGCGUGGGCCACAUAAGCCCUCUGUGACCCUGCAACUUCAACAGAAGUUACAGAAAUAGCUUCGCUUUCCCCUAAAACUGUGCACGUGUGGAUUCUUCAGCCCCCUCCCCUCCCUCUCCCCCCCCAACCAUGCACACACCACAGUCAUCUACUUAUUUAUUUUGGCUUUUACUGGAAAAGACAUUAAAUAACAUUUAAAAUGU